This is a messenger RNA of Empidonax traillii (willow flycatcher), 1506 nucleotides long. RefSeq names its product zinc finger SWIM domain-containing protein 6-like. Gene Ontology annotation, cellular component: Cul2-RING ubiquitin ligase complex. The transcript is spliced from 9 exons. The record is from RefSeq and is a predicted model, not a curated record. Lineage: Eukaryota; Metazoa; Chordata; Aves; Passeriformes; Tyrannidae. The annotation marks the transcript as partial.
AUGGUCCCCCUGAGUCCAAAAGUAAAAGGAGAGGAAAAACCUGUAGGUAUGAAUAAUGGUCACAGUCCGCAGUCCAGUCGAGAGUGGUGGUCACAGUCUGGUCGAGGUUCUGGUCCUCCUCUGGAUCCCACGAGUGGUGCUCUGUGGAUGUGUAUAGUCUUAAAUCCCCACUGCAAGUUGGAGCAGAAGGUCAGUUGGCUAAAACAGCUGAAAAAAUGGAAUGAUGUGGAUGUUUGUCCCUGGGAAGAUGGAAACCAUGGAAAUGAGCUGCCCAAUUUAACCAAUGCUUUGCCUCAGGGUGCAAAUGCUAACCAAGAUUCAUCAAACAGGCCACAUCGGACGGUGUUCACUCGAGCCAUAGAGGCAUGCGAUCUGCACUGGCAGGACAGCCACUUACAGCACAUUAUCAGCAGUGACCUAUACACCAACUACUGUUACCAUGACAACACCGAAAACUCACUCUAUGACUCUCAGGGGUGGCCCCUCUGGCAUGAACAUGUUCCUACAGCCUGUGCGAGGGUGGAUGCAUUACGAUCUCAUGGAUACCCACGAGAAGCACUGAGGCUAGCAAUAGCUAUUGUUAAUACACUAAGAAGGCAGCAGCAGAAACAACUGGAAAUGUUCCAGGCUCAGAAGAAAGAACUUCUCCACAAAGGAGUAACCUCAAUAACAAAUCUUGAAGGUUGGGUGGGACAUCCUUUGGAUCCGAUUGGCACCCUCUUCAGUAGCCUGAUUGAAGCCUUCAGGGUAGAUGAUGAGAGCUUCCAUGGAUUCUCAGACUUCACGGAGAACAUGGGGCAAUGCAAAUCUGUGGAGUACCAGCAGCUGCCUGCACACAAGUUUUUAGAAGAAGGGGAAUCUUAUUCAAUGCUGGCUGUGGAAGUAGCACUGAUAGGGCUGGGACAGCAACGGAUAAUGCCAGAUGGCUUGUAUGCACAAGAGAAGGUUUGUCGAAAUGAGGAGCAGCUCAUUUCUAAGCUACAGGAAAUUGAAUUGGAUGAUACUCUGGUGAAGAUUUUUCGAAAACAAGCAGUCUUCCUAUUAGAAGCUGGACCAUAUAGUGGUUUAGGUGAAAUCAUCCAUCGAGAGAGUGUUCCAAUGCACACAUUUGCCAAGUACCUUUUCACCUCUCUCCUACCUCAUGAUGCUGAAUUGGCAUACAAAACUGCACUGAGAGCCAUGCGGUUGCGAGUAUUGGAAUCUACGACUCCUUUGGGAGAUAUGUCCCAUCCACACCACAUUGUAUCAGUUGCUCCAAAUCGAUAUCCCCGCUGGUUCACCCUAAGUCACAUCGAAUCCCAGCAAUGUGAGCUGGCAUCCACCAUGCUAACAGCAGCCAAAGGUGAUGUUCAGAGGCUGGAAACAGUGUUAGAAUCCAUUCAAAAAAAUAUCCACUCCUCAUCACACAUCUUCAAACUUGCCCAAGAUGCAUUUAAAAUAGCAACACUCAUGGACAGCUUGCCAGACAUCACUCUUCUGAAAGUUUCUCUGGAGUUGGGCCUUCAG